This is a messenger RNA of Dichotomopilus funicola, 2025 nucleotides long. RefSeq lists its product as uncharacterized. The transcript is spliced from 2 exons. Lineage: Eukaryota; Fungi; Ascomycota; Sordariomycetes; Sordariales; Chaetomiaceae. The record is from RefSeq and is a predicted model, not a curated record. Bases 1 to 2025 code for a protein of 674 amino acids.
AUGCCCCAGCGCGACUCCAGCGCGGUUACCACGAGAGGCAUUCCAGGAUUGCUGACUCGCCUAACCCUUGAAGGUCCUGAACUGUCAAACUCAACUUCCGUGGUGCCACCGCUUCUUCGUCUCCCUAAACAUAUUCGACGGCGCAUCUAUGGGUACCUCGGACUGGUAUCAUGGGACGGUAUCCCGCACCGCUGCGACCUCAGCAGGUGGGAUUUUUCGUAUCCUUGGUUUGAUUCCUACAAUCGGCCUUGGAUCCCCAUGGAGAGUGGCGCCAACGUCCAUGCCCUGCUCCUGUCUUGCCGCCUCAUAUACGCCGAGGCCGCAGCGCUUAUCUACUCGCUCAAUCCGUUUGUCAUCUACUUCUCCCAGCCCUCCGGUUACCCGCUACCGCCAGAUCUUGAGGAGGCCGGCCUGAGAGCGCUUCACGCUCUAACUGCCGUCCCCCUCCAUUUUCUAUCUAGUCUAAAGAUUAUCUUGAACCAGGCGAGUUGCCACCAGUCCGCUGGCCUCGGUAGCACUACAACGUGUUGCUUCGCAGGUAAUUUGGCCGAUAGCGAGUCCGGGAGAGCCCGGUGCGUGCAGGAGCACGCCGGCGCCCACCAGCCCCCUCUCCUCGGCCAGUACCAGGAGACUACGUCGGCAGAUUCAGUUGAGGCAUCGGACUAUUCGGAAAUGAUCGUGCAAAAAUGGCACUCGGCCGCAGAACACAUCUUCUCCCAGACGGUAGCAGGCCGCCUUGCCCUGUACUUAGUUUGCGAUAUCGAACCCUCGCACCCACACGGGUUAGACCUCGCUCGGGCUAUCGUGGCGCCCAUCCUCACUUUACCCCCUUCAUACCUCCGGGAAUGUCACAUUCGGCUGGCCCAAGCCCCCGACAGCCGCUUCCAGCAACUGGCCCAGAAUGCCGCCUGUCACGCCUCGGGUAUUCCAAUGCCAUCGUCGUACGAUCCGCUCGGUAAUAACCCAGCUGCCACUACCCUAGCCACUCUGCCCUGCGAACUCCGCAUUCGCAUCCUAGAGUACACCGACCUCGUCACGCCUCGAAGACAGGUGUUCUGGAGCCGCCAAGAUCGCGCUUUUGGUACCAUUUCCGUGACACGGAAUAACGCGUUCUACGCCCGCGUGGAAAACCAGGAUCAGUACACGUACACAGAGGACUUUUCCUACUGCCGGUAUAAGGACCACGACCCUCCCCACGGUUGUUUCUGUGGCCGUCGGCACUCGGCGUAUACACCACGCUGCAAUUGUUGGGCCCCGCCUGGCCCGGAUCUGUUUCUCAUCAACCGCGCCCUGUGUGAAGAUGCUCGGUUCGUCUUCUUUUCCAAGAACCGCUUUGUGAUCCACGAUCAUCACCCCUUUCUAAACCGCUUUCCUCUUCCUCAAGAGGAGGAGCACCCGGCUUACCCCUACCCCCGGCUCGCCAUCUCUGAGUUCCUACGUGAUGUCGUGCCCCCUUCAGCCCUCCGAUACCUCCGUCUUCUCCAUGUCGUCUACCCCGCCUACCACCCCCGUGCCUGGCCCGGCGGCAAAGACCACCCCGCUAUACAGGAUUGGCAGUCCACGAUAAAUUGGCUGGUUGAAUACGACCUCCUCACGUUACCAGCCCUCACCCUGCGGCUAGUAACAACAGCCCCAGUGAGCCAAUGGGCGACCUACCGGGCCAUUUCGCCCCAGGAGCGAGAAACCAUCCUGGAAGCCUACCUGGAUCUCAUCCGGCCGCUGAAACAGCUCGCGCAGGGUGGCUUGGCUGGGUUCUACGCUGAGCUCUCGGACGAAUUGAGGUGGGACGAAUCGCGGGGGUUGUUUGUCCUGCUUGAGGACGCGGAAGAAGCUGGAAUACCUGGCACUGCUGUACACGAGGGUGAGGCGGCGCUCAAGGAACGCGCUGAGAAAUGGGUCAUGGGCGAUCGUUACGAGAACCUUUAUGCGGUUGGGAAGAAGGAGCCGAGAGUGAGCGACUGGGAGCUGUAUUGCUACUAUUAUAGACUGUCUUUUGGCCUCUGGUGGGGGGCCGUGACGGGAUAA